This is a messenger RNA of Pyricularia pennisetigena, 2460 nucleotides long. RefSeq lists its product as uncharacterized. Bases 1 to 2460 code for a protein of 819 amino acids. The record is from RefSeq and is a predicted model, not a curated record. Gene Ontology annotation, molecular function: phosphatidylinositol-4,5-bisphosphate phospholipase C activity. NCBI's taxonomy places the organism in Eukaryota, Fungi, Ascomycota, Sordariomycetes, Magnaporthales, Pyriculariaceae. Gene Ontology annotation, biological process: phosphatidylinositol-mediated signaling; lipid metabolic process. The transcript is spliced from 4 exons.
AUGUCGCGACGCGAAGCAGAAGCCAAAGUGAAGGCAUGGGGAUUCCCCCACGUAUUCACCUGGACGGAUGGACCAAAUGCACACUACACUCCACAUACCCACAACGGCCUCACCACUCAUCUCAUCCUUGAUGGCGAGCUGACCAUCACCUACCCAGAGGAUGAUAAUCCUACCAAAGAGACGUUUGGCGUGGGCAGUCGGAUCGAUGUCGACGCUGGUCGCGUGCACGAAGUCUGGAUCGGCAAGGAUGGCUGCACCUACGUUAUCGGAGAAAUAAGCCAAAUCGCUUACCCCACACGCGGCCUCCAGUUGCCUUGCCGAAAGGCCUCCAAGAUCGCCUCGGACCAGACCUCCGCGCGCUACAACAUGCCGACGUUCGGCCGCCACCAGGACGCCGGCGGCGCGCUGCGCAAGCUUGUCAACAUGACCACCCUGAUGGUUCCGACCCAGGGCGGAUUCCACAAGCCGAAAGCCACCGAUCACAUCGACAGCGCCAUCGACAGCAACAUGACCAUCUGCCCGGGAUUCGAGAGCCACAUUGUUAGAAUAUUCAAGAACCUGUGCGGACCGGGCGAGGCGACUGUAUCCAGGGAGAGGUUUCAGGCUUUUCUGGAGGAUGUCCAAGGGGACGUUGUGACGAAGCCCCUAGAGAAAGAGACGUAUAAUCUGUACCAAUUCUUCGAGACGUGGUCGUACGUGUAUCGUAUGAAGCCGCAGACCAAGAUCGACCCGGCGGAGAAGGACCUGUCCAAACCUAUUAGCCACUACUUUAUCAGCAGUAGUCACAACACAUAUCUCCUUGGAAACCAGCUGACCUCUGUCAGUUCGGUCGAAGCAUACCAAACGGCGCUUGAACAGGAUUGCCGCUGUAUCGAGAUCGACGUGUGGAACAGUCCCGAAUACGCAUCAGGUCUGCGAACUCCAAGCAGGUCCAAGUCGCCGCGACCAGGCCACAAGAGACACCUGUCGGCCUCAUCGAUAUCGAGCGCAUUCGAAGAGCGACUUGAGUCUCUGAAACAAGUUUUCACGGGCAAGUCGUAUUCCAGUUCUCAGACGACGACCAACAGGACAAGGACACUCAAAGUCCCACCUUGCGACCGUCGAAACAGCAACAAUCUAGAAGUACCGUUAACGAGGAACAGUGACACGACAUUCACGACUGGCUCUAACACUGCUGUGGACGACCCAGAGGAUAAUGAUGUCCCCGAAAUCCAUACCCGCACGCGGUCACGGUCGCUCGCAAACCCAUCCAUGGAACCCGUCGUUAUGCACGCGCAUACUUACGCGCAGAGGGAUUGGACUUUGGGCAACUACGUUGGUUUCCGGGAUGUGUGUCGGACGAUACGCAAAACCGCCUUUGUCAAAAACCACCUGCCCAUCAUCAUCAGUCUUGAAGUGCACGCGGAUGUGCAGCAGCAAGACCUCAUGGUGGAAAUAAUGCAACAGGAAUGGGGAGAUCACCUUUUGCAAGAGCAGAUUUUUGGCUGUGACCCCAGAUUACGACUUCCGACUCUGGAGGAGCUCAAGGACAAGAUACUUAUCAAGGUUAAGAAGGCCUCGGUCGUCGCCAAUUCGAACGGCACUGCCGACUCUCUUGGCAUACCGCUCACGGCGCUCAUCAGAGGCUCUGCACCAGGCAGUAGCUCGGACGAGGAAGCAGGGGCGAAUUCGAACCGGCCCAAGAUCUCGACUCGGCUCAGCAACCUGGCAGUAUACACGCACAGCAAGCACUUUGCAGGAUUCGGCACCCGGGUGGCCAAGUCGCCGUCCCAUAUAUUUAGUUUGAGCGAGGGCAACAUCAAGCGCUGGGCCAAGGAGGACCCCGAGGGCAUGAAGUCGCAUAACAAGUCGUUCCUGAUGCGGGCGUACCCCGACCCGGUAUCGCGCGUCGACAGCGGCAAUAUGGACCCGGUGUUUUGCUGGCGUCGCGGCGUGCAGAUGGUCGCCAUGAACUGGCAAACGCUGGACGGCGAGAUGAUGAUUAACCAUGCCAUGUUUGCGGACCAGGCUGGGUGGGCACUUAAGCCGGCAGCGAUGCGCGGACUCCCUGACGACUCGUUCGGACCCAAGACGGUCGAGCUGCUGAGGAUAACGGCGUUUGCGGGACAAAAUAUACGACCGGUCGUGGGCGAGACGGUGAGCUCGUUCGACCCAUCGAUCAGUAUCAGUCUUUGCGUUGAGGGCCAGGACCCGAUCAAGCAUCACCUUCCUAGCCGGGAGACGAGCAACCCAGACUGGGGUCACGAGGGCAAGUCGGUCUGCUUCAAAGACGUGGCCAACGUCAUGGAGCGCUUCAGCUUCGUCAAAAUCAAGGUCGAGGACGACGGGGAGCUGUCCUCGUGGGCAUGCUACAGGCUCGACCGGCUGCGGCAGGGCUACAGGUUCGUGGAGCUGAUGGGGCCUAGGGGCGAGCGGACAGAGGGCAAGCUGCUUGUCAAGAUUGACAAGGUCAUCCGGUGA